This is a messenger RNA of Hypomesus transpacificus, 6018 nucleotides long. RefSeq names its product salt-inducible kinase 1 (gene sik1). Bases 1052 to 3460 code for a protein of 802 amino acids. Gene Ontology annotation, cellular component: cytoplasm. Gene Ontology annotation, molecular function: ATP binding; protein serine/threonine kinase activity; tau-protein kinase activity. NCBI's taxonomy places the organism in Eukaryota, Metazoa, Chordata, Actinopteri, Osmeriformes, Osmeridae. The record is from RefSeq and is a predicted model, not a curated record. Gene Ontology annotation, biological process: protein phosphorylation; intracellular signal transduction; microtubule cytoskeleton organization. The transcript has 15 exons.
CCUACGUUUGGAUCUCAAGUUCAUUUGAAGAAUGACUGACUGCUCGUGUGGGAGGAGGGGAUAUUUAUACCUGGUGUCCAACCGGGAGGCAGACCUACCCUAACCACCUUACCCCCUCACCUGAUCCAUCAUUACCUGCUCUGCAGCCCCUCCAGCAGCGCGGCCCCCUCUAAUUACACCCAGCGGAAGCAGAGGGCGCCAGCUCUGACAAGCCACGCGUGUGGGAGAGGCGGCUGGCAUACCAACAUCCACUUUUUUUCCAUCUGGAGCUGGACGUCUGACUGCAUGACCGCCUGAAUCAGCUCCGGCGGCACAUUUCACUGAGGCGGUAGACGGGGUGAAGGAGAGGAGAGGACUGGAGGAGAGAAGCAGAGAGGAGAGGAGGGAAAAAGUAAAGGAAGGCACCUGAAAGUCGAGGAUGUCUUACCGACUGAAAUACCCAAAGCGGCACAGGCAGUGCGUCUAGGAGCCGAGUUCCGCUACAACAGCUUGUGAGGAAACAUCACGUGGUGACACAUCUCUAGGACUGACGUCACCAUCCCCAUCUCUAAGCAACCCUCCAUCAGCACUUACGUCACCGCUCUCUGAGCUGCACCGUUGCCCAGCAACUUGUGCCUUGCGCUCGAGCCCGGCCUUGCGGCCCGCUCGAAGCUCUGACGCGCGUGUGACGUAAAUGAGGUAGGUAUCAAUUUGUUAUGGCAGUGCGAAAGGAGGAGUUCCCCUCUAAGCACUCUAGCCCUCUGCAUUCCAGAGGAGCGCGCAGCAGACUGGUGCGGCAGCCGCUAAUGUGACCCUCUGUCACACUGUAAAUAGUUCUUGUUCAUACGGCUCGCACUCACUGUACAAGUGUAGAUUUAUAUAUAUAUAAGAGCAUACAUAAACUUUUGUCGUUAAGGUUUCUUCUAUUAGUGCUGCAGCAAAUACAAUAUGUGUAUGGAAUGACUUGUAUUGCUUUUGAAAUACAUUUGAGCUGCCAAAGGAGGUGGUGUGCAUUCGUUCAGUAAGAAUUAACUGCUCUCUGGACUAUACAAGGCCAACCAGAUUGUGCGCCAUGGUGAUCAUGACGGAGAGCUGCCCGGCUCCUCAGACCAGCCCUGCCCAGGGAAGGCCUCUCCAGGUCGGCUUCUAUGAGAUCAUCCGUACGUUAGGGAAAGGAAACUUCGCUGUGGUGAAACUGGCGAGGCACAAAGUCACCAAGACACAGGUGGCUAUUAAGAUCAUAGACAAGACCAGGCUGAAUCCUCCCAACCUGGAAAAGAUCUACCGAGAAGUUCAGAUCAUGAAGCUGCUCAACCACCCACACAUCAUCAAACUGUACCAGGUCAUGGAGACCAAAGACAUGCUGUACAUUGUCACAGAGUACGCCAAAAAUGGAGAGAUGUUUGACUACCUAACCUCUAAUGGCCGUAUAAGCGAGGACGAGGCCAGGAGGAAGUUUUGGCAGAUCCUGACAGCGGUCGAUUAUUGCCACCGACACCACAUAGUUCACAGAGACCUGAAGACUGAGAAUCUGCUGCUGGAUGCCAACAUGAACAUUAAGCUGGCCGACUUUGGAUUUGGGAAUUUCUACAAUGCUGGCGAGCCCCUGUCUACAUACUGUGGAAGUCCCCCCUAUGCUGCCCCAGAGGUGUUUGAGGGCAAGGAGUAUGAGGGUCCUCAACUCGACAUCUGGAGCCUGGGUGUAGUCCUCUACGUUCUGGUGUGCGGGACCCUGCCAUUCGAUGGGUCCAGCUUGCCAGCCCUCAGACAGAGGGUCACGGAAGGACGCUUCAGAAUCCCCUUCUAUAUGUCCCAAGACUGUGAGAACCUGAUCCGGAAGAUGCUGGUUGUGGACCCAGCUAAGAGAAUCAGCAUGGCGCAGAUCAAGCAGCACCGCUGGAUGCUGGCAGACCCCGCAGCUCCCCAGCACACCGUCAGCCUUAGCCUGACCGACUACAACUCCAAUCUGGGGGACUACAGCCAACCUGUCCUCAACAUCAUGAACACCCUGGGCAUUGACCGUCAGAGGACCAUUGAGUCUCUUCAGAGCAGCAGCUACAACCACUUCUCAGCCAUCUACUACCUUCUACUGGAGCGAGUCAGGGAGCAUCGCGCCCAGCAGCUCAGCAGACAGUGUGGAACCUGGGGCCAGAGACCCAGGAGCACGUCCGACUCCACCACCCCAGAGGUCAUUAUGGAAUCCUCUGACAGCUUCAGAACCACAGGGUUUCCUCUCCCAGCCAAGAGCACUCCUCCGGUUCAUUCGGAGAUGGAUUGUGACCAGGGUGCUCUCUUCCAGCGCGUGGUGUUCCCUGUGGAGGCCAGUCUGAACCGGCUGCUCUGGAGUCGCUCCAUCUCCCCCAACAGCCUGCUGGAGACCAGCAUCAGCGAGGAGGUUCGUCCGACAGACCUGGAGGAGGAGGAAGCCAGACAGAGCGCCACCCCUCCGCUCCCCCCGACCACCGCCCCCCGCAGACACACGCUGGCGGAGGUCUCCGCCCACAUCCACCAGUGCCACCCCCCUUGCGUCAAAGUCAGCCCCUCAGAGGGCGCCUCCUCCGACGGCUGUCUGGAGUCCUCCUCGCUCGGCCCCGCCCCGGUGGUCCCUCCCAGGGGGCUGUCGGCCUUUCUGGGGUCCGCAAGGACCCCCGGUUCCUUCGCCCCCUCUGGGGCCUUCCUGACCCUCUCCUCACACCUUCUGCCCCAGACCCGGGGCUCCCUGCCUGCAGCCACCUUUCAGGAAGGACGCAGGGCAUCUGACACCUCCCUCACGCAAGGCCUUAAAGCCUUCCGCCAACAGCUGAGAGGAAAGAAUACCCGCACCAAAGGGCUUCUGGGACUGAACAAGAUUAAGGGGUUGGCGCGGCAGGUUUGCCAUCCGACCGUCGUCUGUAGCCGUGGCAGCCGGGGGUCCCUGGGUCCAGCCCUUAGCGAGCACCGUAGCAUGCUGGAGGAAGUGCUGCACCAGCAAAGGAUGUUGCAGAUCCAGCAUCAGCCUCAACCUCAGCCCGCUAACACCGGGCCUACCCAGAACCCCCUGAUCUACCUUCCCCAGCAGCAACCCGCCUCCCCUCCCCCAACCUCCAUUUUCACCGCCUCCACCCUGUUUGACGCCCCCAUCUCCUCCCUCCUGCAGGGAGAACCUUCCCCCACCCCUCUGACCCCCUCCCAGAACACCAUGGCAUUCCAUCACACCCUCUGGCAGACCCCACUGGGGGUCUCAUCCCCCUCCUGCUCCCCCUCCUGCUCCCCCUCCCUCUCUCCUGUGGCUUCGGCCGCAUGCCUCCUGGAGGCUCGUCUGCACAUCAGCCAGCGGCCUCAUCUUCACCCCCAGCCCCAGGUCCCAGUCCAGGCCCAGGUCCCCUUCAUGCCUAGGCCGGGUGUGUGGAACCUGGGGUCAAUGAGUAGCCCAGAGAAUGAGAUGCAGGAGCUGGGGCGGGGUGACAAACAGCAAAUCAGCAGCUGUGUGAUGGUGAAAUGAUGGUGUGGAAAUGGUUCUAUCCUUCCUCCAGAAGAGGAAGAAACAAAAACAUGAGUUUGAUGUCACCACUGACAAGCGGAGUGAGUUUGGAACAUUUUAGCAAAACAAUUGAGUCUGAUUACCCGGUCACUGGUAGAGUGCUCUCUGGUUUGAACAGAGAGGAGCCACUCUGUAAACCUGAGUACUGAACGGACAGGUGAAGAAAAAUGCCAGAGACAAAUACAGGAGAUUCAAAACAAACGGUCUCUUGAACAACAUCCAAACUGUCACGCGUCCACCUGUGAGGCUUUUGUUUGCUCAUCUAAGCUGAAGAAUAAUCAAUAACCAAACCCUGGACAAGGCCUAGGAUCCUUUUCAGAUCCCACCCUCCCCGAGAGAAGCAAUAAUGGACUUUGGGGUCCCUGUGCCCUUCACUGCCCAGAGAAAAGCCUCCUUCCACUCUCAUGCUACAAGGAGGAGGGACCAAUUCACUUGAAUAACUGGUAUUCACCUGCCAGUCCAAGACUAGAUCAUGUUUCAUUCGUAGUUUCGUUUUCUCAUUCAAUUUAGAGAUGAGAGGAUCUUCAAUAUGACAUUUUACGUCACUUUAAAGGAUUUCCAUGUCUGCACAUUUCCCAACGAUGAUUUUGACGAUUCAAUCUGUAAGAGAAACCAAAGUUGUCCUUUUUUUUGUUGGUCCAAUAGUGUUUCCAUAUUAUUUCUUUGAAUUGACUUUGUUAUAUGACAUUGUAGCAGACUUUUGAACAUGCAGUAUCCUAAGCUUCCAACUUUCAGUGAGUGUACAUGAUUGUGAUUUGACAAACUGUGAUGUGUUAGAAUGUAGCUCACGUCCCGCUGCUUGAUCUUUAUCUGCGGAUACUGAAUGACUAAAGCACAGCAUAGGUACAGCCAUGUCCAAGCAGCACUGUGCGUUUGUGUGUGCGCCCUUUGGCGCCUCACAAAUGCGUAGGCUUGAACCCAUCGUUAAUGACUCUCACCGCAAAAACCGACCUUCAGUUGGAGAUCACCAAAGCUUUCAAUGCUUCUGUUUUAUUUCUACCUCCUUAAGUUCAUGUCUGAAAAUGUGGAACAUUAGCAAACGUUGUCCAUAUAUAAGCAUUACUUCUUCCUCUACAAUCCACAAGUGUAAUAAGUCUCUCUUUUCACAUGAUACAGUUUAUGAUUAUGUGAUUUAAUGUUUUCAUGUGCACAGAACAAAGACUGUGGGACUAGUGCAAUAUUUCACAUUGAAAUGCAGAGGAAAGGAGAAAGGUAGAGAGGCCAGGCUUGUACACCUGUCUGGUCAUGUUUUGUAGUUUUCUUUCUUUUUUUGAGUUCAUUUCUGUUUAAAUGUACAAUGGUUUGAUAUCUUCAGAGGGAGAGGUGUGGGCAGAGUAUUGCAGGUACUACAGUAGAUCUGUGUUUUUAUUCAACAAGAAUACAUGAAUAUGAAUUUGUAUUAGAGAGAAAAUACGUUGUUUCUCAUCACAACUCAAUUGCCUUUGUGUCCUGAGUGGUUUCCAUGUAGUAAUAGCAGAAGAAGAAUCCGACACAGAUCAGAGAAAGACAUGCUGAGGCUUCUCUCUUUGAGCUCCUUUGGGCUCAGCACAGCUUGCUGGCUAUAAACACUUGUCACUUUUGUCUUCUCUGCUCCUGCUGAGAGAUUCUACUUUGAGAUUCUACUUCUGCCACCAGAUGCUAAUGCUAAUAGCUAAUGCUACUGCUGUCUGCUGAGUCAACUGAUGGUAGGUUGGCCUCCUAGACCACGGCUUUAGCCUAUAUGUUGUUUUUGUAUUUUUCUAUAUAAAGAAAUGAAUUUAAGAAUAUAAGAGAACAACAACUUGUAGCAAUACUAUUUUAGCUGAAAUGUGACUUUUCUUGAAAUCAAUUGGUAGAAUGGUAGCAAUAGCUGGAUGUCUGCCAUCAUAUGUGUGUUGGGUCGAUAUUUCAAGACAAUAUAUUCAGCUGUGUGUCCUGUAUGAUGAUGGCUGUGCACCAGUACUUAGUUAAACUCUUGCAUAUCUGUGAAGUGGUCUCUCUAUGAACAACAUGCUGGAUCGAGGGAAAAUGUUUGGGAAUGCCUAGUGUAAAAUGUUUUUUUUUUUACGAUUUGUUUCUUGAGAUGAGCAGUGUUUCAAACAGUUUUUUGUUUUUGUUUGAUUUGAUUGCAUUUGCACCACCAAUGCUUGUGCCUUUAUCUGAACAAACUUAGAUUAGAAUGAGGCUUUGGACAUUAUCCAUUGGUCAUCACAUAAAGAGAACAGACUCACUAAGCAUUUUUUUCACUUAGGUUGAACUUGCUGUAUUGAGAAAAGAGCAAGUGUUGCACUUUAUUUUGUUAUGUUUGAGAUUUGUUUACUUGGUAGGUUCAAAUUUUCCGAGGUCAUUAGACUGAACUAGUGAGCUUUUGAAACACUAACAAAGUUGUUGAAGAUAUCCUAGUAAACAUUUUUGAAUAAUAGUAAAUACUAUGUUCUUCUGAUUUGCUACUUGACUAUAUGUGUGUUUGUAUGAAUGUUAAGUAUGGAGAAAAGGUUUAUUUAUGUGGCUAUUUAUUUGAAUAAAAUUCACUUCUCAAA